AUGUCAGUCAUUUUACGAGGAGGAAUCGCUGGAGGAUUUCUUCUCCGUCGCCGAGACUUCUCAGCCGUCAUCACAAGACGAAGAAUCUCAUCCAUUGGAGCCGUAACAGGACGAGCCGUCAAUCCAACGGUUGCUGUAGAACAACGUGCCACGUGGCUACCUGGUCUCGACCCUCCUCCUUACCUUGACGGAAAGUUCGCUGGAGAUUACGGGUUUGACCCGCUUGGGUUAGGAGAAGAUCCGAAAAGCUUGAAAUGGUAUGUUCAAGCAGAGCUUGUUCACUCUCGUUUCGCCAUGCUUGGUGUUGCAGGAAUACUCUUCACCGAUCUGCUUCGUAUCACAGGGAUUAGCAAUUUACCGGUUUGGUAUGAAGCUGGAGCUACGAAAUUCGAUUUUGCCAGCACAAAAACUCUCAUAGUUGUACAGUUUCUACUUAUGGGAUAUCCUGGAGGACCGCUACUGAAUCCGCUAGGUCUUGCUAAGGAUAUCGAAAACGCUCAUGACUGGAAGCUUAAGGAGAUCAAGAACGGUCGUCUAGCAAUGAUGGCGAUGCUAGGGCUCUUCGUUCAAGCUUCUGUGACUCACACUGGUCCUAUCGAUAACCUUGUCGAGCAUGUCUCGAAUCCAUGGCAUAAGACCAUCAUUCAAACCGUCUUCACCUCUUCUUCUUAA
Molecule: messenger RNA, 672 nt
Organism: Thlaspi arvense
Lineage: Eukaryota; Viridiplantae; Streptophyta; Magnoliopsida; Brassicales; Brassicaceae
Source: the annotation of a GenBank genome assembly